AUGGCUCGCCCGUCGUUUCCCGUCGCGCCGCACGAGUUCUUCCGCCGGCUCCCCGCCGCGCCUCACGAGAUGAUGAAGGCGCCGCCCGCGGACGAGGAGCUGCGGCUAUCGGACCUGGAGCAGAUCUGCCACCUCGGCGCGGGCGCCUGCGGCGUGGUAACCAAGGUGCGGCACCGCCUCACCGGCUCAGUGUUCGCGCUCAAGACGGCCUACUAUCCCGAGGCCGACGCGAAGGACGAGGAGGCCGAGGCGCUCCGCCGGUCCGCUGGGUCCCCGCACGUCGUGCGCUGCCACGCCGUCCUCAGCGGAGUUGACGACGUUCCCGCGUACGUGCUCGAGUUCAUGGACGCUGGGACGCUCGGUGGAGUCCUCCGCAGGCGCGAGGGCCGCGGGCUACCGGAGCUGGCCCUCGCCGAGGUGGCCGCGCGGUGCUUCGAGGGGCUGGCGCACGUCCACUCCCGCGGCGUCGCGCACCUCGACAUGAGGCCCGACAACCUCCUUGCCAACUCCCGCGGGGACGUCAAGAUCGGCGAUUUCAGCGUGUCCCGGAUCCUCUACGGCCGCACCGGCGAGCGCCUCCGGGUCUCCGUCGCCGUCGGCUCUCUCCCGUACCUGAGCCCUGAGCGGUUCGAGCCCAACGCCCACGCAGGGCCGCGCGGCGCCAUGGCCGCCGACGUCUGGGGCCUCGGCGUCACCGUCCUGGAGCUCUUCUUGGGGCGUAGCCCCAUCCUGCCAGUGGGGGAGAUGCCGACGUACGAGAAGCUGAGGCGGGCAAUCUGCGACGGGAAGCCGCCGUCGGCGCCGGAGAGCGCGUCGGCGUCGGCGGAGCUGCGCGGGUUCGUGGCCGCGUGCCUGCAGAAGGACCCGAGGCGACGCGCCACGAUGGCGCAGCUGCUCGCCCACCCGUUCGUCGCGUGCCGCGACGUCCAGGAGUCGCGCCGCGCACUGCGGGAGCUCAUCGUGGAGACCAUGGAGGAGUAGAGCAUAGGACAUAGAAAAGCCGCAGCCUUUUUCAAUCGAACUGUGUAAUUAGAUUCUUGAGAUUCAUUAUGUUCCUUCCCUGAUCGAUUGUAGUUUGUGAGGGCACGAGACUGUAUUAUCUCUCCUUGGAUGGGAAUUUUCCCGGCAGCAAAAGUUGCAUUUCCCUUCAAGAACCAAAAUAAUUGUUAGUUCUUGGUUUAUUUCUCUCCUGGACGAGAAUCUGUAACAUGA
Phragmites australis (common reed) is the source of this 1212-nucleotide messenger RNA. Its product is annotated as mitogen-activated protein kinase kinase 9-like. The transcript has a single exon. Gene Ontology annotation, biological process: protein phosphorylation. Gene Ontology annotation, molecular function: protein serine/threonine kinase activity; ATP binding. The record is from RefSeq and is a predicted model, not a curated record. Bases 1 to 981 code for a protein of 326 amino acids. NCBI's taxonomy places the organism in Eukaryota, Viridiplantae, Streptophyta, Magnoliopsida, Poales, Poaceae. Gene Ontology annotation, cellular component: cytoplasm.